AUGCUGCAGCCGGAGGUGCUGGCACCGCCGAAGAUAUUCUACAACGAGUCGGGGGCGCGCAAGUACACCACCUCCUCCCGCAUCAUCGAAAUCCAGGCAAGGAUCUCCGAGAGGGCGCUGGAGCUUCUCGCACUCCCCGAUGACGGUGUCCUCAAGAUGCUUCUCGACAUAGGGUGCGGUUUUGGGCUUAGCAGCGAGACGCUGACGGGGCAUGGGCGCCACCGGUUUCCUCUCCAGUUUUGUUUUCGACUCAUAGAUGUUGCUCUCGAGCGGGAGACGGAGGGUGACCUCCUGCUCGCAGACAUGGGCGAGAUUGUAAUAUACUAA
This is a messenger RNA of Hordeum vulgare subsp. vulgare (domesticated barley), 327 nucleotides long. Its product is annotated as 18S rRNA (guanine-N(7))-methyltransferase RID2-like. NCBI's taxonomy places the organism in Eukaryota, Viridiplantae, Streptophyta, Magnoliopsida, Poales, Poaceae. Gene Ontology annotation, biological process: rRNA (guanine-N7)-methylation. Gene Ontology annotation, cellular component: nucleolus. The transcript is spliced from 5 exons. Bases 1 to 327 code for a protein of 108 amino acids. The record is from RefSeq and is a predicted model, not a curated record. Gene Ontology annotation, molecular function: rRNA (guanine) methyltransferase activity.